Messenger RNA from Verticillium alfalfae VaMs.102, 1530 nucleotides. RefSeq names its product alpha-N-arabinofuranosidase. NCBI's taxonomy places the organism in Eukaryota, Fungi, Ascomycota, Sordariomycetes, Glomerellales, Plectosphaerellaceae. The coding region runs from base 1 to 1530 and encodes 509 amino acids. The transcript has a single exon. Gene Ontology annotation, molecular function: alpha-L-arabinofuranosidase activity. The record is from RefSeq and is a predicted model, not a curated record. Gene Ontology annotation, biological process: L-arabinose metabolic process; pectin catabolic process; arabinan metabolic process.
AUGCCGUUCUCGCGACGAAACGCUCGCCCUUCAUGGGCCCUCGCCCUGUGUCUCGCGACCUCAGGCGCGCUCGUGGCCGCCGGACCCUGCGACAGCUACGCCAAGGGCGACACGCCCUGCGUCGCGGCGCACAGCACGACGCGCGCCCUGUACGACACGUUCACCGGGUCCCUCUACCAGGUGAAGCGCGGCUCGGACGGCGCGACCACCGACAUUGCACCCGUGUCAGCCGGUGGCGUCGCCGAUGCCAGCCGUCAGGACAGAUUCUGCGCCGGCACGACGUGCGUCAUCACGGUCAUCUACGACCAGUCCAAGAACAACAACCACCUGAUGCAGGCGCCGGGGGGCGACUUCGCGGGCCCAGCAGCCAACCGCGCCGACAACCUGGCGAGCGCCAUCGGGGCGCCGGUGCAGCUCUUUGGCAACAAAAAGGCGUACGGCGUCUUCAUCGCCCCGGGCACGGGGUACCGCAACAACGCGGCGCAGCGCACGGCGCGUGGUGAUGCGGCACAGGGCAUGUACGCCGUGGUCGACGGUACGCACUUCAACGGCGGCUGCUGCUUUGAUUACGGCAACGCCGAGACGAGCACAAGCAACACGGGCAACGGGCACAUGGAGGCCAUCUACUUUGGCGACAGCACGGCGUGGGGCUCCGGCUCCGGGAGCGGGCCGUGGGUCAUGGCCGACCUCGAGAACGGCCUGUUCUCGGGCCACAACGCCCAAGAAGACGACGACAACCCGUCGCUGUCGCAUCGCUUCGUCAGCGCCGUCGUCAAGGGCGGGCCCAACAAGUGGGCCAUCCGCGCCGGAGACGCCACGGCCGGCGACCUGUCGACCUUUUACAGCGGCGUGCGGCCCGCCCGCGGCUACGAUCCGAUGAAGAAGGAGGGCGCCAUCGUGCUUGGCAUCGGCGGCGAUAACAGUGUCAGCGCCCAGGGCACGUUUUACGAGGGCGUCAUGACUUCGGGCUACCCGUCCGACGCCACGGAGAAGGCCGUCCAGGACAACAUCGUCGCGGCGGGCUACAGAGUCGCGCCGCUGUCCUCGGGGCCCCGGUUGUCCGUCGGCGCCCGCGUCUCGCUGCGCGCCACUUCGUCCUGCUGCACGACGCGUUACCUGGCGCACGCGUCGACGGGUACCGGCGUCGAUACGCAGGUCGUCUCGUCGUCGAGCGCCGAGACGCUGCGGAAGCAGGCGACGUGGACGGUGCGCACCGGCCUCGGCAACAGCGGCUGCUUCUCCUUCGAGUCGGUCAGCAACCCCGGCAGCUUCAUCCGCCACUACAACUUUGUGCUCCGGGUUGACGCCAACGACAAUAGCAAGUCAUUCCGCGAGGAUGCCACCUUUUGCACCGAGGCGGGCCUCAACGGCCAGGGCAGCUCGAUCCGCGCCUGGGGCCACCCCACGCGGUACAUUCGUCACUUUACCAACGUCGGAUAUGUGGCCAGUAACGGCGGCGUUCACACCUUUGAUGCUGCUCGUGAGUUCAACAACGACGUGAGCUGGGUGGUUGGUGCCGGACUCUCGUAG